Messenger RNA from Lithohypha guttulata, 975 nucleotides. RefSeq names its product Transaldolase (gene TAL1). Lineage: Eukaryota; Fungi; Ascomycota; Eurotiomycetes; Chaetothyriales; Trichomeriaceae. The transcript is spliced from 5 exons. Gene Ontology annotation, cellular component: cytoplasm; intracellular anatomical structure. The record is from RefSeq and is a predicted model, not a curated record. Bases 1 to 975 code for a protein of 324 amino acids. Gene Ontology annotation, biological process: pentose-phosphate shunt, non-oxidative branch; carbohydrate metabolic process; pentose-phosphate shunt. Gene Ontology annotation, molecular function: transaldolase activity.
AUGUCGAACUCAUUGGAUCAGCUGAAGGCCACAGGCACCACUGUUGUUUGUGACUCUGGUGAUUUCGCUACCAUCGACAAAUACAAGCCACAAGAUGCCACAACCAACCCAUCCCUCAUUCUGGCAGCCUCGAAAAAAGAGGAAUAUGCUAAGCUAAUGGAUGUGGCUAUUGAAUACGGCAAGAAGCAGGGCAAGGACCUUGACGAUCAAGUUGACCAUACUCUCGAUCGCUUGCUGGUUGAGUUCGGCAAGGAAAUCCUUCAAAUAGUUCCUGGAAAGGUCUCUACCGAAGUGGACGCCAGAUUCUCAUUUGACAAGGAUGCCUCAAUCAGAAAGGCUCGCCAUAUCAUCGAGCUCUACGAGUCGAUCGGCAUCUCGAAAGACAGAAUCCUGAUCAAGAUCGCUUCCACAUACGAAGGCAUCAAGGCCGCGGAAGUGCUCCAGAAGGAAGGCAUCAACUGCAACUUGACACUCAUGUUCUCGCUGGUUCAAGCUAUUGCGGCUGCUGAGGCGGAUGCAUACCUGAUUUCUCCCUUCGUCGGCCGAAUUCUUGACUGGUACAAGGCGGCCAUGAAGAAGGAUUUCCAGAAAUGGGAAGACCCAGGCGUCAAGAGCGUACAAGCCAUCUACAACUACUACAAGAAGCACGGAUACAGCACCAUCGUCAUGGGUGCGUCGUUCCGAAACGUUGGUGAGAUCACCGAGCUUGCUGGCUGUGACUACUUGACCAUCUCGCCCAACCUGCUUGAGGAGCUUUACAACAGCAAAGACGACGUGCCGGCGAAGCUGCACGCCGACGAAGCCAGCAAGCUUGACAUCCCGAAGAAGAGCUAUUUGAAUGACGAGGCUACAUUCAGAUUUGAUUUUAACGAAGACCAGAUGGCAGUCGAGAAACUGAGGGAAGGUAUCAGCAAGUUCGCCGCCGAUGCUGUGACUCUCAAGGGCAUUCUCCGCGAGAAGAUUCAGAAGGCAUAG